Molecule: messenger RNA, 810 nt
Organism: Tilletiopsis washingtonensis
Lineage: Eukaryota; Fungi; Basidiomycota; Exobasidiomycetes; Entylomatales
Exons: 1
Coding region: 27-686 (219 amino acids)
Source: RefSeq, a predicted model, not a curated record
CACACGUCUCCACUCGCCUUGCAGCCAUGAACGGCGCCCGCACCCCGCCCGCCUCGCUCUCGCCCGAGCGCCAGCGCAGCGCCGAGCGCGACGCCUCGCCCCUCCGCAGCAGCGGCAGCGGCAGCGGCGGCGGCGGCGGCGGCGCGGACGUGCUCGUCGCGCAAGGCGAGGCACUCGUACAGCCCAUGCCGCUGCCUCACUCGCCCACGCCCACGCCGCCACUCACCGCCUCGCGCCCGCCGUCCGACAUUUCCCUCGCCAGCGACAGCGCCGCGCAGCACGGCGGCGGCGGGCGGCGCCGCGCCUCGCUCACGGCGCGCAACCUCGGGCGCAUCCCCGAUGCCGACGAGGUGGCGCCGGGCAUCCGCCUGCCGGGCAGUCACGACGAAGAUGCGCGCCGCAGAGAUACGCGCGAGAUGGCGCGCCACGACGACGAGGAGCAGCGCGGCAGGAGCGACGGCACGCCGCUGGGAAGCGAGGCGGGCGCCGACGAGGGCGUCGUGGGUCACUAUGGAGAGGGUGGUGCGCCCGUUGGUGAGUGCUUGGCUCACGUUGAGGCUGCAGAGGCAAUGCUUCAGACGGAGAGCGAGACGAGAUGCGCCCUGUUCGAGGGGGGCAGUGCAAGCUCGCGAGAGUGCGAGUGCGAGAGGCUCGCAGGAACGACGCUUUCAAGCCUGCGCGGCUGAGUCGAGUAGUGCCCCCGCCAGUCGGGCGAGGGUUGAAGCGAGGGAGCGAGGGGGGUCAUGGCCCUACAAGUCGCCAUCGCUGCCUCCUCGUAGAACUUGUAGAGCGAAGCUCUGGCGCCGCGAG